GUAGAGUCAGCAGUGACCCGACUUUUGGUAUCUAUCAAACAACUACUGGAAGCCCUUACGCUUUGGAGUCAAAUGAAGAUGGACGAGACCCAAGUGAGCGACGUAUACGUCCGCUUGGGGAACGAUUUCAAUGCAGCCGUCACAGCUUUCGCAGGGUUUAAUAUUGAUAUGGCAGAGCUCAUGUCUGUCCCCAACGAUUUACGCAAUGUAUUGGAGCAAUGUCUAGCGGAGGAUGCCACCUCAGAUAACCUUGAAAUUUAUUUGCCGACCGUCCGAGAGAUCAUCACGAAUUUGUUGCAAGGCCUACGGGGCAAGCAAUCUAUCUAUCGCAGAAUUAUGUCGGAUCAACGACACCGUUCAGGAGAGCAAGGCCACGAGAGAACGGAAACCCCACCCGUGCUGAUAGAGCCAUCUAGUCCUCAAAUGAAUGGCGCCUCGUCUACUGAAAUGAGUCCACAUGAACCUCCGCCUGCGGUUGCCAAUUCGCUGGCUGCUCUAAAAAAGAAUGACGUUCUAGAACGACGAGCCUCCAAGCGCUUUUCGACCUACAACAUUUCAAAGAUGACGGGAGCGUCCACGACACGAGAGCUUACACCUGAAGUGAACUCCAGGGCCCCUUUGGUGCCACCUUUGCCAGUGACUCCGUCAAGAACGCCGGAGCCUGUGACCCUCGCCGCCGAUUCACAACGAAUUGGUGCUGAUAGCUUGUCCGCAGAUCCUUCUCGAAUCACCGUAUUUUUGCAGCUGGGUCGGGAAGUCAAGAAGGUUGUGGUUGAACCUGGUCUCUCGUUCUCUUCCCUUCGAGUCUUAUUUGUGGAUAAAUUCUCAUAUAAUCCUGGACUGGAAAAUUUUCCUGCGAUCUAUAUACGCGACCCAUCCAGUGGGGUACAGUACGAGCUUGAGGAUACGGAUGAAGUAAAGGAGAAAUGUUUAAUAUCGUUAAAUAUUGAACCCCUGGAUCAAAUUAAACAGCACAUAGAUACUCAAAUAUCGACUUUGUCCAACGAUAUCAAGGAGUUGAAGUCGGCUGUAGCAAGCAACCACCGCUUUUCUUCAACUCCGUCUGAGAUAAUGGCUCAGCACCCUCUGGCACAGAGCACCCCAGCUCCACCUCGACCAUCCGACCGACAGUUUCAGCAUAACCUUCGCCGAGAUAUUGGUAUCAUGCGACAAUUAUACACCGAAUUCAUGAAACAGACAAAGGAAUCGUUGGGCACGCUUCGCACCCAAACACAAUCUGUGAAACAGCUGGCAAAUUCCAAUGUUGGUGGGGCUCGGGCAUAUAUUGAUUCCGGCAAGAAGAAGCUUGAUAUUCGCAGUCAAAAUGCUUUGACGGAGGUGGAAAAAUUGCAGGACACUGUCGAAGGUGUGAAGGACGAUGUCAUCAAGAGACAUAUCACGCCCAAAGCACAGUAUUUCAAGAACAUCAAAAAAGACAUUGAUUCCACUGCCGCAGAGCUGCAAAGUUUGAAGGAGCACAUCGACACCAUAAAACCCAUGUGGAAGAAAACCUGGGAAGAAGAGUUGCAGAAUAUAGUUGAAGAACAACAGUUCCUCACACAUCAAGAAGAGUUUCUCAGCGAUCUUCUUGAAGAUCAUAAAGCCGUGUUGGAGAUUUAUGGUCACGUUGAGAAGGUUGUUUCUCUUCGAGGCCCUGGUGGAUCAGGUGGACCCAUACGGCUUCGAAACCGCAACUUCCGGCCCCCUCCACCUGACGAAGGUUCAAACGGACUGAGCAAUGUAAUGCUCGAGAUCCGGGGCGCCCAGGUGGACCCAGAAAAACGGUUGAAGGCCAUUGAAGCGAACCAGAGGAACAGAGAGAAGGAGUUGGCGGCCAGGUCGGACGACCUGCACGCUGAAUUGUCAGAAUUUGUUGACAAGAAAAAGUUGAAGAUGACGGGCGGUGCGGAAGAGAUCGAACGUGUGAGGCAACUGCGCAACGACAUGACCUUGAAAGCUAUGUUCACUGGUGGCUCUAUUGCAAGCACCAGCUCUUCCUCUCCGCCAUCCUUUGCUUCAGACUCAUCUGCAUCACCUCUGAUUUGA
Messenger RNA from Laccaria bicolor S238N-H82, 2046 nucleotides. RefSeq lists its product as uncharacterized. Gene Ontology annotation, biological process: establishment of cell polarity. The record is from RefSeq and is a predicted model, not a curated record. The annotation marks the transcript as partial. The transcript has 6 exons. Gene Ontology annotation, molecular function: cytoskeletal regulatory protein binding. Lineage: Eukaryota; Fungi; Basidiomycota; Agaricomycetes; Agaricales; Hydnangiaceae. Gene Ontology annotation, cellular component: cell tip; cytoplasm.